AUAGGAAAAAUGAACAAAACCAUACUAGUGACGUCGUAGUCAAACACUCUUCAGACACUCGUCUCCCCGCCGGUAGGGUUUCCAUGCUUCCUCCCUCCUGAAACUCUUUCAAUUCGUCGGAAUUUCAAACUUCAUCGUUCAGACUCUUGUGAGCAGCAGUCAUCCUUGGUGUUUCUUUCGCCCAAAUGCAAGUUACUAAAGGAGGUUGUGUUGGGAAAACAUUUGCCCUAGCAAAGCUCAAUGACUCUACCGGAGGGAAAAAAUCGAAGCGGCGUUCAAAACUGGAAAGGAAAGGAAUGGUAGAGACUUUUAUAAAGAGGUAUCAGGCGUCAAAUAAUGGAAGUUUCCCAUCACUGCAUCUCACACACAAGCAAGUUGGUGGGUCCUAUUACACGGUGCGUGAAAUUUUUAGAGAGCUAAUUCAGGAGAACCGAGUGCUCGCUCCUCCUAAGUUGCCUCCAGGAGAGCAAAAUAUGGAGAACUUAGAUAGCUUCUUGGAAAACUAUCCACUGGGUUCAAUUUCAUUUGAUCCUAACAUACAUGUAUUACCGCCAAAAAACAACCAAACACUACUUAAUGAGUAUGAAUUUAGACGUGAAAAGGUUUUGAAUUCAAGAAGGAUUUCUGAACUGCAUAGAGGAAGUGUAGAUAAUGACAAUAUCAUUAAUGGGAGUAAUACAACAGUGAAAAAUGAAGAAUUUGAAGAACCAAGACAUAUAGUAAGUAACAUACCGGAAGCUGUCGUGGUAGAGACAUCUGAUGCAACUUUGAGUAGCGAAGAAUUUAAAGAACCAAAGCACACAGAAUUGCUAAUGGAACAGGCUUUGGAAGUACAGAAAGAUGAAAUAAAAGUAGAAGGGUAUGAAGCUCAAAUACGUCCUCUGGCAGAGGAUGUGGUGGUAGAGACUUUUCCAUUGAGACCUGUUUCUAGCACUGUUUAUAACCCCGAUGAAGACAUAAGUGAGAAAGAAGUCUUGGAUGGUGAUUUGGAAAUGAAAACUGGAAAAGAUGAAGGUUUUGUUCGAGAUGAAAUACACAUGUUUGAUGACUUAACUGAAGUGGUGGAUACAAAAUUGGAGGAAGAACUUCCACUGCCUGAGUCUAAACCGACAUCGAUUCUGAGAACCCAUAACCACUCGUCUCCUGAUGAAAAUAUUGUGCUUGAUGUCAACAUCACAGACGUUACAUCUCCUGCUGAAAAUGACAAAGACUCAAGUAUUCCUAAUGGCAUUCAGUCUCAGAAUCUUGAUGGCAACAACAGCAGUUCUCUUCAACAGUCGACUUUUGAAGCGGCAACCACAAAUAAGAACAAAUCAGACAUCCAGUUCUGUGGUAGUGCCCAAAACCAAACGGACAGUGCAACUUUAAAGACAAUCAAUCUCAGUGAAUCAUGGGAAGCAGCAGCAGAAUCAAAGAAAUCUCAUAUCCAAGAAACUAAUCCGAUUGUGUCAUUUAUCCAGACAGCCGUUGCUGCAUUCAUGAAGUUGUGGUCUGAAUAAUUACGUUCAUCAGGUUUGUUUCUUUUUGCAAGAAGCUUUUCCAUGGAUAGAUAAUAGCAUGUGUGAAGCGGAUAGUAAUCAAGAGAAGGAAUUGGCAAGUGAAUUUUUUGGAUGAAAUCGUGUUUUAAAUAAAAUGACAAGGUUGGUUUGGAUUGGAUAAUGAUGGAGAUAGUAAGUUCAAUUCCAAA
Cynara cardunculus var. scolymus (artichoke) is the source of this 1687-nucleotide messenger RNA. RefSeq lists its product as uncharacterized. The record is from RefSeq and is a predicted model, not a curated record. The transcript is spliced from 5 exons. Lineage: Eukaryota; Viridiplantae; Streptophyta; Magnoliopsida; Asterales; Asteraceae. Bases 186 to 1499 code for a protein of 437 amino acids.